Molecule: messenger RNA, 803 nt
Organism: Eurytemora carolleeae
Lineage: Eukaryota; Metazoa; Arthropoda; Copepoda; Calanoida; Temoridae
Exons: 10
Coding region: 144-665 (173 amino acids)
Source: RefSeq, a predicted model, not a curated record
AUAUCAAUUUAAACACGAUAGCCAACUUAGCUCACUGUUUAGCUAGAACGAAGGAACCAGAUGUAAAUUCUACAUGUAGAAACAUCAAAUUCUUAACAGGACAUGUUAUAAAAUAAAAGAUUAAGUAGAAAGAAGUACAUACGAUGAGCGUUAAGAAGAGAUUUUCAUCCUUCAGGGGGGAAAGUUUUAAGGAUUUGACGUCUCAUUUCCAGAGUUCCCGACCUAGUGCUCACACUAAAUGGAAGUUUACUGAAGGAUUUUCUGGUAAGAUCUGGGCUCUGCAGUACGACAAUGGAGAAGAGGUGGAUCUACUGUACACAGAGAAGGAUACUGUCAGGUUUAAGGAUUUUGCUAGCGAAGUUCGAGGAAACAUGGAUGUAGAUUCAUUACUAGAUGAAGCUGCUGUUAUUCUAGAUCUAACAGAAACCUCUCUAGAGAGAAUAAUACACACUCUUCUACAGAAAACUUUGGAGAUUAUAGAUGCUCCUAUGGCGUAUGAGGAGGCUAUGGCUACCUUGUUCCUGCCUGAGUCCGGAAAUAUACUUGCUAAAACAAUUCAGGGUACGAUAGGUUUCGACGGAACAAUUAUCGAAAACGAUCAGUCUUGGCUUCUCACCAUGGCAACCCUAACAAAUAUACCUAGGCGUAGAGAACGGCUCGAGUAGAGGACCAAUAAGACGUCAGGGAUUCUCCCGCCUCACGGAUUUAUCCAAACCAAACCAGAUAAAUCAAAUGUGAGGGCCAGACCGGAGAGGGAGGAGAUGUGACUCAAACUCUAAAAUGUCAAGUGGAAAAGAUACCAG